This is a messenger RNA of Williopsis jadinii, 1370 nucleotides long. RefSeq names its product Zn(II)2Cys6 transcription factor domain-containing protein. NCBI's taxonomy places the organism in Eukaryota, Fungi, Ascomycota, Saccharomycetes, Phaffomycetales, Wickerhamomycetaceae. Gene Ontology annotation, cellular component: nucleus. Gene Ontology annotation, biological process: positive regulation of transcription by RNA polymerase II. The record is from RefSeq and is a predicted model, not a curated record. The coding region runs from base 384 to 1340 and encodes 318 amino acids. The transcript has a single exon. Gene Ontology annotation, molecular function: transcription cis-regulatory region binding; zinc ion binding; DNA-binding transcription factor activity, RNA polymerase II-specific.
GACCAAUUUGGGAAAUUCAUAGGAGAGUGGCUAGUGAGCUCAGCACAGUAAAGGGACAAACGGACAGAUAGAGUGAACUGUGGUUAGUUAUUAGGAUAUUGUUCGUUGUGUAGUAAAGGCGGCGUUUCUUUUUACUCGCUGGUGGGCGCUGGACAUAUGUAAGUUACCAUGUGUGAAGAGUACCACAAUUGAAGCCACAUAUCAGCGACGAAAGCUAAAUGAAUACCCUCCUUACAGACAAUGUACAUAAUAAUAAAUUGUCAUUUCAAGAAGUGCUGUGAAUAUUUAACCCUUCGUCGGUCCUGUCGAUUUCCUUUAUAGUCCAUUUGCAGUUUGUCCUUACCGGAACGUUAGGGGGGUGUUCUAAUAACAUAUACACACAAAUGUCAACGUCAAGAAAGUCCUUUAAGCAUUCGAAGAGAUUCGAAAGAACACAGAAGGGAUGUCUGACGUGUCGUCAGAAGAAGAAGAAGUGUGACGGUGCUAAACCAGUAUGCGAAAGCUGUUCCAAGAGAGGAUUGGAGUGUAAAUAUCCAGAGAAUAUCAGGAUCUUCAACGUCAAGUCGUUAAAAACAUCAUUGGGAUCCUCGUUUAUAGAUUCGACUUCUUCAUUCCAGAUCAAUAUGGAUGCAAAUUCAUCAAAGAGAUCCAACUCAUGUGAUCACGGGGAUCAUUUACCGAAAGAAAGUGUUCGAGACUUCUCCGCCAGUAGUCGGUCGAAUUCGACAGUGUCGACACAGUACACAUCAGCCCAGUCCUCAGUAUCACCACCAGAAACUUCGAAAGAACACAUCCAUCAACAAACACCUUCCAACCGUCGGGCGAGCAUUGACUUCAACGAAGAAGAAGACAGAGAAAAGCUGAAAAUGCUCUCAGAAAUAUCAGAUGUGAUCCAGUCAAACAACAGAACGACAAAUAGUGCGCUGUCGUUGUCAAGAAAUGGGGAGUCCAUCAAGCAGAUAUUGGAUAACAUUGCAAUAGACGUGAUAAAGAGAAGUAUAGAGUCACUAAAGUAUAUCGAUUGGGAAAAAAAUUCUUCAUACACCAGCAGCAUAUCAAGGGAAGACAACAACAUAUCCAACAUCCAUUCUCAUGGUGUGAUUUCUGACAUGAUACAGCCAUCGGUAUUCGCAUCAGAAGGUUCCAGUUCCGCUGCAAGCACAGACAAGGACUUUGAUCAGAAUAACGACGCAGAUGGUUCUUUGUUGCAGAAUUGGAGCGUUAUAAUGGAAGGGUUGAAGUUUAAGCCUGAUGAUACUGUGCCGUUACAGUCCCAUGGCCAGUCAUGGCUAACAGAUGUUGACGAUUUUUUGAAAGUGCAGGAUCACAGUUCAAUUUAAUAAUAUACAACACUCAUCUGUAACGUGGAG